This is a messenger RNA of Cryptosporidium ubiquitum, 564 nucleotides long. RefSeq names its product ribosomal protein L18. Gene Ontology annotation, molecular function: structural constituent of ribosome; RNA binding. Gene Ontology annotation, biological process: translation. The record is from RefSeq and is a predicted model, not a curated record. The transcript has a single exon. Gene Ontology annotation, cellular component: cytosolic large ribosomal subunit; ribosome. Bases 1 to 564 code for a protein of 187 amino acids. Lineage: Eukaryota; Apicomplexa; Conoidasida; Eucoccidiorida; Cryptosporidiidae.
AUGGGUAUUGAUUUAAAGGCAGGUGGUCGUGUCAAGAAGACUCAAUCUAAGAGAACUCGUUCAACAAACCCAUAUCGUAUAUUGUUGUCAAAACUCUAUACAUUCUUGGAUCGUAGAACAAACUCUUCUUUUAACAGCACUGUUCUCCAUCGUUUAAAGAUGGCUAGAAGAUUCCAGGCACCUAUCUCUGUUUCUCGUCUUGUCAGUUUCAUGAACGGAAAAGAGGGCAAGAUCGCAGCAGUAGUUGGUACCGUUACUGAUGACACUAGAGUCUUGAAGAUCCCAAAGUUGACAGUUUGUGCUUUAAGAUUCACUGAGACUGCCAGAAAGCACAUUGAAAAGUACGGAGGAGAGUGCUUGACUUUUGAUCAAUUAGCUUUAAGGGCUCCAAAGGGUUCUAAUGUUGUCUUACUCAGAGGAAAGACAAAGGCUAGAAUUCAGGAGAAAUACUUUGGUAGAGCUCCAGGUUUGCCAAAGAGCACAUCAAGACCUCGCGUACAAUCAAAGGGACGCAAGUUUGAGAAGGCAAGAGGUAGAAGAGCCUCCAGAGCAUACAAGGCAUAA